GCGCAGCCGCAUGGGUGGGCUGGUGCGCAUGCGCAGGCGGGGUUGUGCGCGAAGCCUGCAGCUGCGGCGGCGGCGGCGAGUCUUGCGCAGAGUGGAGCGGCCGCCGAGGAUGUCUGACGCCUUGGUUUGAGGAGCGGUCAGUGGCGCGAUGGAGCGGGCAAGGGAUCGCUUACACCUGAGACGGACUACAGAACAGCACGUACCAGAGGUGGAGGUCCAAGUCAAACGUAGAAGGACUGCCUCGCUGAGCAACCAAGAGUGUAAGUUGUACCCGAGGCGUUCUCAGCAGCAGCAAGUACCUGUGGUGGAUUUCCAGGCUGAACUGAGGCAGGCAUUCUUAGCUGAGACACCAAGAGGUGGUUAAAGCCAUAUUGGAAUAGCGAGGAAUCUUGAUUCCAAGCAAAAACCAGGCUCCAUCUGCUCUUUGAAGCUUCUGGCCAGCUUGCAUUGUUUCUAGGAGAACCUGCAUCAUCCCUUUAUCUAGAGCCUUCCCCUAGGUCUUCAGAAGCAUCAGGUGUUAACUGUGGACAUUGGAUUUGGUGGAACAGC
Molecule: messenger RNA, 549 nt
Organism: Callithrix jacchus (white-tufted-ear marmoset)
Lineage: Eukaryota; Metazoa; Chordata; Mammalia; Primates; Cebidae
Source: RefSeq, a predicted model, not a curated record